Anolis sagrei ordinatus is the source of this 4264-nucleotide messenger RNA. It is a transcript of the gene NACA, whose product is annotated as nascent polypeptide associated complex subunit alpha. Lineage: Eukaryota; Metazoa; Chordata; Lepidosauria; Squamata; Anolidae. The record is from RefSeq and is a predicted model, not a curated record. Gene Ontology annotation, biological process: protein targeting to membrane. Gene Ontology annotation, cellular component: cytoplasm; nascent polypeptide-associated complex.
GCCACCCCGCAGGGACCCGGACGUCCUUGUGGCGCAGACCGGAAGUGGCCUUCUCUCCGUCUCUCGCUCUCUUUCCGCCGCCAUCUUGUGCCCGGCUCGUCUCCUACAAAAUGCCUGGUGAAGCCACAGAAACUGUCCCGGCGACAGAACUGGAGCUGCCACAGCCUCAUGCUGAGACAGUAACUCCAGCUCCUGGGGCCCCCAUGGAAGUGAAGCUGACAGCUGAGGAGUCCAGACCAGUUGCCACCAAGAAUCCUGAGGUGGCAGGCCAGGGUUCUCAGGCUGGGACAGCUCUAGAGCCUUCAGCUGCUGUUUCCAGCUCCUCUGAUUCUAGUCCUGCACACCCUUCCUCCUUAUCCCAUGAUGCUAAAUCUUCCCCUACUGGAUCCUGUCCUUUCAGCACUCCACUGGCUCCUGCUGGCUUUGCUGUGGCAGCCCAGACUCCUCUUUCUCCUCUCAAGCCUACUGAUUUGGUUAUACCUGCACAAGCAGCUAGCCCCUCAUCUCCAGGCAUUGCAUCAGAUUCUCACCUGGCUCCAGUGAUACUUUCUGAGUCUGUUGGUUUAGCUUCUCCAGCUUCUACCAUGAGCCCACCUCCGAUGGCUCCUGCUGCCCUGGUUUCUCAGAUGCCACCAUGUACACCUGCCCCAGCUCCUUUCAUUAUCCCAGUUGCUCCUGUUUCUCCCUCUAUAACACCAGCCCCUCCUAUUCUCCCUGCUUCUUCGAACCCUUUAUCAGCUCCUCCCAAGUUUCCUGUCAGUCCCACAGCCCCUAUUCCAAUUUCUGCCCCUACAUUCCCAUCUUUUCCUUCAUGUCCUCUUCUCCCAGCAUCUGCCAUUUCUCCCUCAGCUCCACCAGUGCUGCCCUCUCUUAGACCCAUAACCUCUUUUCCAGUUCCUCGCAGUCCUGGAGCUCCCCCUCCAGCACUAGCCACUCCUACUUCAGCCCCAGUGUCCCCUCCCCCUUCUACUAAACCACAAAACUCAGUGAUGCAGCCUACUCUAGCCCACAACCCAACUGCUUGUUUAGUAACUACAUCUAGUUCUGUGGCCCCUGCAGGGCCACCUUCAGGACCAUCUGCAGGUUCUGUUUGUCCUCCCGUGAUUCCUCCUUUGGCACCUGUCUCUAAACCUGUAGUAUCUGUUUCUCCUGUGGCUUCUGUUGCACCCUUGGAAGCCUCUUCUAAAAGCCCAAUCAAGCCUGCCUCUGGUCCUGGUGUCCCAGCAGCAGCUCCAUUUGCACCACCUGCAAAAUCUGUCUUAGUACCAGUUUCUGGUCCUGUAGUCCCUCCCCCAGCCCCAGCAGCAGCCUCCUCUGGUUUUAUGGCACUUAUAGAAACACCUAUGAAACCAAGUACCAGUCCUAUAGCUCCAGCAGGCCCUGCUUCUGAGCCAUCUGUAAAACCCGUGUCUGCUCCUGGAGCUCCUCCUUUGAUUACAGCCAGCCCCACUGUUGGUCCUGUGGCACUCACAGGGCCAUCUGUACAGCCUGCUUCCCCUUUAGCCCAUAUUUCUAGUCCCAGAACUCCUCUGGUCACAGCAGGAUCUCAUUCUGGUCCAGUGGCACUUGCAGAAGCAACUGUGAAACCAGCCACAAGCCCUGGAACACCAAAAGACCCUGCAUUUUUUUCGGUAGUACCUGCUGGUCCACCUAUAAAACUUCCUUCUGUCACUCCACAGGGUCAGACAGCAGGUUCCAUGCCACCUGCUGGACCAUCUGUAAAACUUCCUUCUGGCCCUGCAGCCUCCACAGAGGCAGUUUCAACUCCAUUGUUACCUAUGGAGCCAUCUGCAAAACCCAUGUUUUCCCCAAUGAUCUCAGCAGGGCCUAUAUCUACACCUGUGGCAGCUGCAGGAUCCCCUGAGAAAUUUGCUUCACCUGUUCCUGGCCUUGCCAGUGCCCCAAACACCCCUCUUGAUCCAGUAGCACCUGUUCUCAAGCCUAUGACACCUGUUUCUAGCUCUGUGCCCCUUCCAGGGUCACAGGGAGUACCAGCUUCUUCACCACUGAUGCCUACAUGGCCCUCUGUGAAAUCUAGUUCUUCUUCAACACCUACUUCUGGCCCUAAAGCCCCGCCAGUGCUUGCUUCUCAGCCUGUAGCUCCUGUUUUGGCCCCUGUAUCUGGCCCUAUGCCUGGAGUUCCUGUAGAAUCUGUUCCUACACCAUUGUCACCACCAAUGAAAUCUGUCACUCUGGCACCUGCCCCUACUCCUUUGGCUCCAGCAGGGCCUCUCUCUAGUCCUAUGCCAUCCACUACCCAAUCUGUGGCUCCUCCUCUGAUCCCUACUUACAGUUCAGUGGUUGCAGCAGCACCUGCAACUAAGCAGCUGACACCCGCAGUGCGCCCUCUGGUACCUCCCUCACCUUCUGGAGCUACUUGUCCUAUAGUUUCUCCAUUGGGCCCUGUUUCUGAUCUUUCUUCCUGCCCCUGGGCUGGACCUGUGGCUCCUACAGAGCUAGUUCCUACAGCACCAGCACCGGCAGUGACACCCAUAAAACGUUCUCCUCCUUUGACAUCUGCCUCUGAUUCAGGGGUCCCAAUCAAGCUUGCUUCCAGUCCUGGAGCUUCUCCAGCGCAGCCUUCUGCAGUUCCUCUUGGAGCCCUGGCAGGGAUGCCUUCUAGAUUACAGGCCCCUGCAGCAUCACAGGAAAAGCCUGCUUCUCCAGCCCCUGUUUCUGCCCCUGGGGCACCUGCACCCCAGUCACUCGUGGCGCCUCUCACACCUAUUUCUGGGUCACUAACAUUGCCUGUGGUCUCAACAGAGGUUUCUUCUAGUCCUCUGGUGCCGGCUUCCACCCCCAAAACUUCUUCUGUAGUCUCAUCACCAAUUGCAUCUAAACCUUCUACUCCACUUCUGAAACCAGCUUCUGCUUUGAUACCUACAACUGCCCCCUUGGUCCCUGCUGGGACUUCAACUGUGCUGGCUUUUAACCCUGAGCCCACUGCAGUGGCCCAUGAAGUAUCUUCUUCUAUGGUCAUUCCUGUGACAAAGCCUGCUGCUGUUCCUACAAAGCCAGUUGUUUCUGUAUCUAGCCCAGUAACAUCUAACAUAGCAUCUGCCUCCCCUCCUGCUGCCACUCCAGCAGUGACUUCACCAUUGCCCCCUCCCAUCUCACCUCCUUCCUCACUGGUAGCACCAAGUUCUGUCUCUGCCCCCAAAACACCAGCUCUCCCUCCUGUCUCUCCUGCCACCUCAACUGCUGGGGAGCCAAAGACUUCUCCAAAACCAGUAUCUGUGCCUCUUGUGCCAUCUGAUCUCUCUAUUUCUCAGCCUGCUUCCCCUAUGAAAAAGCCAGCUUCCUCUGUGCUUCCUAAGCCAUUGCCAGCUUCACCUGCUUCUGGUGCAGCCACUGAAGUGCCAUCCCAAAUCCCAACCCCUUCCUCCGUUGUCCUUGAAGAUGAUGAACUGCCACCUUUGAUCCCACCAGAGGUGCCCGCUGGGGAGCCACCUCUGCAGCCAGUCCUGGUGGAUUUCUCUCCUAAACCAGCUGUAGCUCUUGCUGAGAUCCCAGCAAGUGCUCCUCUUCUUCCUCCUCCUCCUCCUGCCAAACAGCCUGUCGUGAAGAAUGACAAGGGGUCCGGGACAGAAUCCGAUAGUGAUGAGUCGGUGCCAGAACUCGAAGAACACGACUCUACACAGACCACAACGCAGCAGGCACAGCUUGCAGCAGCAGCUGAAAUAGAUGAAGAACCAGUUAGCAAAGCAAAACAAAGCCGGAGUGAAAAGAAAGCACGAAAGGCAAUGUCCAAGCUCGGCCUUCGUCAGGUCACAGGGGUAACAAGGGUAACUAUCCGGAAAUCCAAGAACAUCCUGUUUGUCAUCACCAAGCCAGAUGUAUACAAAAGUCCCGCAUCAGAUACCUAUAUAGUUUUUGGUGAAGCAAAGAUUGAAGAUUUGUCACAGCAAGCACAGCUGGCUGCGGCUGAGAAAUUCAAAGUACAAGGAGAAACUGUUUCAAACAUUCAAGAAAACCCACAGACUCCAACUGUACAUGAAGAAAGCGAAGAGGAAGAGGUCGAUGAGACUGGUGUCGAAGUGAAAGACAUUGAGUUAGUGAUGUCCCAAGCAAACGUUUCCAGGGCGAAAGCCGUCCGUGCCCUGAAGAAUAACAGUAAUGAUAUCGUAAAUGCAAUUAUGGAAUUGACGAUGUAGCCUCUCAGAGAAUAAAACUUUUGGUGUUACAGAGGAGAAUAAAUGGCCGCUGACCUGAAAAUUUGUACUAUUUCUAUCAAUAAAAGUUGUGGUUUAGAAGGUUUCACUCA